This is a messenger RNA of Trichomonas vaginalis G3, 381 nucleotides long. Its product is annotated as integrase core domain-containing protein. Gene Ontology annotation, molecular function: nucleic acid binding. The record is from RefSeq and is a predicted model, not a curated record. The transcript has a single exon. The coding region runs from base 1 to 381 and encodes 126 amino acids. Lineage: Eukaryota; Parabasalia; Trichomonadida; Trichomonadidae.
AUGAGCGCGAACAUCGACAUGCCAGAGGUCAGUCAGUUUUAUGAAGCUAAUUACGUGAACAUGAUCUGGCAUGUCGAUAUUCACUUUUUUCAUAAAGAAAAUAGGGGGUUCUUCUUAGAAUCAAUGAAAUCCAAAAAUAUUGGUCAUAUUUUCAUUACCCCCCAUUGUCCCUACAAAAACGGCAAGAUAGAAAGAAUUUGGCCUGGAAUUGAGCAGCAUUGCGCUAAAUGGACUGAUAUACAUCGAUGGAUUCUACGGUAUAACACAAAACCUCAUAAAAGUCUUCCAGAUCAUUUAAUUAAUGGAAAACAUAUCCAUUUAGCUCCUUACCAAGCGUUCAAAAGGUUAACCAAAUGGGCCGAAGGAAUGAAAAAUCUUUAG